AGCUGUCGGUAGAACCCAGAAGAAGAAGAAGAAGAAGAAGCGGAAAAAGAAGCUGUUAAAAGAAAAUGAGUCGUCGGCAUUGCACAGAGAAGAUGUCUUCAGGAGGGGACACCGCCUGUGCAGACUUACGUGAGAAAAAAGAUAACGAGAAAAAGAAGAGAUCCCGUGUGAAACAGCUGCUGACUGAUGUGAAGAAGCAGGUGGAAUUUUGGUUUGGUGAUGUGAAUCUUCACAAGGACAGAUUCAUGAAGAAUAUCAUUGAGCAGUCACGAGAUGGAUAUAUUGACAUAGCCGUGCUGACAACGUUCAACAGAAUGAAAAACUUAACUGCAGAUGUCAAAUUGAUAGCCAGGGCUCUUAAAAAUUCAACAAUAGUAGAGGUUAAUGAUGAGGGAACUCAUAUACGACGAAAGGAUCCACUUGGUGAAACCCCAAAAGAUGUGGACAGUCGCACAGUUUAUGUGGAGCUGUUGCCAAAGACAGUCACUCACAUUUGGCUGGAGCGAGUGUUUAGCAAAUGUGGACAUGUGGUUUAUAUUAGUAUCCCCAGGUACAAGUCCACAAGUCAUUCUAAAGGAUUUGCAUUUGUGGAGUUUGAGACACAAGAGCAAGCACAAAAAGCUGUUGAGAUGCUGAACAAUCCUCCAGAAGAUGCUCCAAGGAAGCCAGGAAUCUUCCCAAAGACUUGUAGGAAAAAGACCGUCCCUUUUGAUUCUGUCAUACAGGACAAUGAUGAGGAUGGGAAGAAAAAACAAACAAGCAGAUCUCGAACAGAGCUUAAAAACAAUACUACAGAAGAAACUGGAAUUAAUAAGAUGGAUCAAGAAGAAAUGUUAGAGACUGCAGUUACCAGUGAACCAAACCUUGCAACGUUGACAAGCACAGUAAGCAAGAAAGCCAAGAAGAAAAGAUUGCGAUCUCAAAGUUUUGAGGCAUCAUCUGGGGAAGACCAGUAUGAAAUGCCAUCCAAAAUGAGGAAAGUUGAAGAGGAAAAAAGUGAAUUGAAAGGUAAAUAUUGUUUUAAUUUAUUCAAGUGA
This is a messenger RNA of Danio aesculapii, 1037 nucleotides long. RefSeq names its product La ribonucleoprotein 7, transcriptional regulator (gene larp7). Bases 66 to 1037 code for a protein of 323 amino acids. Gene Ontology annotation, molecular function: mRNA binding. Lineage: Eukaryota; Metazoa; Chordata; Actinopteri; Cypriniformes; Danionidae. Gene Ontology annotation, cellular component: nucleus. The transcript has 7 exons. The record is from RefSeq and is a predicted model, not a curated record. Gene Ontology annotation, biological process: RNA processing.